UGACUUUUGUGAAUUUAUACUGGCUUCAUCUAGAAGUAUGAUGGCAUAUUUGGGAAGGAGAGCAGCUACAUUCCACUGCAUCUCUAUUUAAAGCAACAUUUGGCAAAGGGUUAGCAGUUGUUGGACCAUAACUUUAUAACUGGACAACUAAUCAAGGGAAGCAAUGGGCAACUCAGGUCAAAUGAAUGCUUCACGAUUAGUUAUGCCAGUCCUUCUCAUGGUUGGUUGGAUUGUGGGAUGUGUAGUGGUGGUCUACUUUGUCUUUUCUUAAGUAGACCUGAAGACAUGUUGACUGAAAUAGUAGCAGAAGAACAAUAUUUGUAUAGGCUAAACCAAAAAGUCAUAUGCAAAUAGAAAUUCUACUUUAGGGUUUCCAUUUUUGUUACCAUGUUGUAAGACCACGCAAACACACCUAUAUUGCUGCCAGUGAAGAAGUAUGAAGAUGCAUGCAGCUUGCGAAUGCUUUUAGAAACUUGUUAAUUCAUUUUAAGUCAAAUGUAUUUCUUGCAUGAUUGGGUUUGUUAUACGUGACAAUUAGUUUAUACAAAACAAUA
This is a messenger RNA of Acipenser ruthenus (sterlet), 554 nucleotides long. Its product is annotated as sarcoplasmic/endoplasmic reticulum calcium ATPase regulator DWORF-like. Lineage: Eukaryota; Metazoa; Chordata; Actinopteri; Acipenseriformes; Acipenseridae. The transcript has 3 exons. Bases 164 to 271 code for a protein of 35 amino acids. The record is from RefSeq and is a predicted model, not a curated record.